Molecule: messenger RNA, 234 nt
Organism: Lachancea dasiensis
Lineage: Eukaryota; Fungi; Ascomycota; Saccharomycetes; Saccharomycetales; Saccharomycetaceae
Source: the annotation of a GenBank genome assembly
AUGCACGCUCGCGAUUGGUUUAUGGUGUUUAUUUCCAUUUUUGUUCCUCCCAUCGCGGUAGGACUAAAGAGAGGUUUUUUCACAAAAGACACCUUGCUAAACUUGCUGUUGUUCAUUCUGGGUUACUUCCCCGGUCUGGUACAUGCGUUGUACAUUAUCAGCAAGCACCCAUACCCUAGCCGUCCAGGCGGUGGUUUGACACAUCCAAACGACGGCUACGGGUCUCUCAGCUGA